Molecule: messenger RNA, 1335 nt
Organism: Fomitopsis serialis
Lineage: Eukaryota; Fungi; Basidiomycota; Agaricomycetes; Polyporales; Fomitopsidaceae
Product: HIT-like domain-containing protein
Exons: 6
Coding region: 147-1262 (371 amino acids)
Biological process (GO): beta-D-galactose catabolic process via UDP-galactose, Leloir pathway
Cellular component (GO): cytoplasm
Molecular function (GO): UDP-glucose:hexose-1-phosphate uridylyltransferase activity; zinc ion binding
Source: RefSeq, a predicted model, not a curated record
CCCAGAUUCAGGAGUCCUCAAAGUCCGGGAUCAUGAUAAGUACGCUCCGGAGGACCGAAUCUUCGACCAUUCUUCGUUUGCUAGUCGACAACCAUCAUCUGCUCGCUGCUCGACACGACGACAACGACUAGUUCGCAUCACCGAACAUGGCUGAGACCGAGUUCGACCCGACUACUCAUCCGCAUCGUCGAUUGAACCCCCUCACGGGCGAGCACGUCCUUGUGUCGCCGCAUCGCACCAAGCGACCCUGGCUGGGUCAAACGGAGCCGCCGCAGGCGCUGGAUCUGCCUCAGUACGACCCGAAGUGCUACCUCUGUCCAGGCAACACCCGCGCGGGCGGGGCGAAGAAUGAGGCUUACGAGCACACCACGGUCUUUGAGAACGACUACGCUGCGGUACUCCCACCGCCCGGACCGGCUGCGCCCCCUGCUCCGCACCCGCUGCUCACGACGGAGCCCGUCCAGGGCGGAUGCGACGUCCUGUGCUUCCACCCGAGGCACGACCUGACCCUCGCACGCCUGCCUGUCCCCGAUAUCGAGCGCAUCGUCGAGGAGUGGUGUGCGAUCUACAGCAAGCGCGGUAGCCAAGAGGGCAUCCAGUAUGUCCAGAUCUUCGAGAACAAGGGGGCGAUGAUGGGAUGCUCGAACCCGCAUCCUCACGGACAGGUGUGGUCGCUCUCAGACGUGCCGUCGCUCCCCGGGACCGAGCUCGCGAGUCUCAAGCGCUACGCCCUCAGCAAUGCCCCUUCGUCCUCGGCUCCCAAAGGCCCGGAAGGGAAGGCGUGUUUGUUAUGCGAGUACGCACACUUCGAGGUCGGCAACGAGCACUGGGUCGCUCUCGUCCCGUGGUGGGCGGUCUGGCCAUUCGAGAUCAUGCGUCAGUGCCUCCCACUCUCACCGACGGCCUUCGCGUCGAUCCUCUCGCAGAUCACGAAGCGCUACGACAACCUGUUCUCGUGCUCGUUCGCGUACUCGAUGGGCAUCCACCAGCGCCCCGUGCCUCGUAAGGCGGGCGACGGCGAGGAUGUGGACGUCGCACAUCUGCACCUGCACUUCAACCCGCCGCUCCUGCGUAGCGCGAGCGUGCGCAAGUUCCUCGUAGGAUUCGAGCUCAUGGCGGAGCCGCAGCGCGACCUCACCCCGGAGCAGGCAGCUGGCCGUCUGCGUGGCUGCUCCGAAGUGCACUACCUGGAUGUCGCGGAGAAUGCCCCGAAGACUGCCGAGAACCCUACCUCGAAGGAUGCGGACCCGACCAACAGCUGAGUGAGGUAUAGACGAACGGAAGGAUAGACGAAUUGACGAAGUAGCAAGUGAUGUACAAAGACAAAUCGUAGAG